Messenger RNA from Adineta steineri, 5031 nucleotides. The record is from the annotation of a GenBank genome assembly. Lineage: Eukaryota; Metazoa; Rotifera; Eurotatoria; Adinetida; Adinetidae.
AUGGCAAGCAGAGCCAAUCUGCGUGCUGCUUUUCAUCGUCUCAAGCUUCAGCUUGUUCAAUUGAACCUAUUUGAUACUGGUAGUCAAGAUGAAACGAUUAUACGAAAUGAACGUCGAUCAACUCGUGUUUACUUAAUUCUUUUCAUUAUAUCAAUCAUGAUUCUUACUCUUACCUACAGUAUUAUAUCUUAUACAACAACAAUUGUUGUUCCAUCUCCUACUUUAGCAGAGUACUCUAAUCUGAUAGAAAAACCAAUAUUGCAAUGCUUUUGUUCGAAUACGACAGUAAAAUAUAAAAAGUUCGCUCAGAUUCAACCUCAUUAUCAUGAAUUGUGUCAAAGUGAUUUUGUAUCUAAUGACUGGAUCAAACACUUACAUCUCCUAUACGAACAAAGCAGGAAUAAAACAGUUGUAUCCGAUUUUCGUCGGAUAGGUGUAUUUCAAUUCCAAACACUUCGUUCACUCUGUCAGUUAGCAAAAGACACAAUCAAUCAUAGUCUUCAAUCAUUCCAGUACACAGAAUUUGUUGGAUCUGAACUGGUUCCACAAAAUGUGUUUGAAGUUCAGAUUAAUUCUUCUAUUCGUGAUUUCAUUGAUAAAAUACCAAAGACAUUUAUGCGAACUUUACAAUUUAUACAAAACACAACAGCACAGAGUUUGUUUAUGACUGGCGCCCCAGUUACUAGUGUUCAACCAGUCAUUCUACCUGAAAAAGGGUCCGCUAUUGGUAUUUUACCAUAUCCUGGCCGCAACUACACAUUUACAGAUGGCUCCAGCUGCGUCUGUUCCAGUUCAACUGCCACGAAUUGCAUGGGUCUAGCAGUAUUUGAGAAUACGACUGUUUCUGGUUUUCAAACAGGUUGUUACAUGUUAAGUGCAUUGAUGAACUCGACUCUUGAAGCAUUCUACAAUCAAACAUUGAUCGACAAGCUGCGUAAUUCAUCGAAAACUUUCAGAAAACUGAAUUCAUCCAAUUCAAACGAGACAAUCGAUGUAUUACUUAGUAAAAUGUUCGUCGAAGUUUGGUUCAAUACAACAUCGUUUGCAGAGUAUUUUGAAAAUUGUGCACCGGAUUCAUGUUAUUAUACAGUAUCGCAAGGUUAUAAUUUCUGGAAUAUUUUAAUCAUAUUAUUCAGUUUAUUUGGUGCAUUAACAUCGGUAUUAACAUUUUUAUCGCCCAUUCUCGUUUUACAUAUAUGGCCAUUUACUGCCAAGUUUAUUUUCCGACGACGAGCACCUGUUACAGCUGAAACUCGAUCUGUAUCGUCGAUAUGUACGAAAAUGAGAAAAUUAUUUCAAUUCAUCAAAAAAACACUCAUUAAUCUGAAUUUGUUCAAAAGUGUUCCGCUCUCACAAGAUGAAACUAUUCUUCGACAACAACGUUAUCAAACUCGAUUAUAUCUAAUUGUAUCAUUGGCAAGUUUAAUCACUCUUAUAUUUUUUAUAUCCCUGAAUUCUCAUCAAGUAAAUGUAACUAUUCAAAGUCCAUCAUUAUCAACUUUUAUUGAACUUGAUAAUCAAUAUUCGUUGACACUCAAUUGUCCAUGCAAUCAAACAAUAUCAGAAUAUCAUCACUUUAUUUUUAAUUUCAAACCUCAAUAUCAUGAAAUAUGUUCGUCUGACUUCAUUUCUCGUCGUUGGAUUGAUCUACAUCUGAUUAAACCACCAGCUGCACACUUGUAUACCAAUGAUAUUCGCUAUCAAUCUCCAAUCCAUUUUCAACUUUUAUCAACACUUUGUCAUGCUGCUCAACAAACAGUAGAUGAUCAUCUUCAAUCAUUCAAUCAAACAAAGUUCAUUACCAACCAAGUUCUUAGAAAUUCAUCAUUCCAAAUACGAGUUAAUUCAAUUAUCGACCAGUUCAAAAGGAUAUUACCGGAAUCAUAUCAACGUACCAUACAAUUGAUCACAGCAAACUCCAAAAUCAAUCAAUUCAUUGUCCCGCUCAAUUCUCUUUUUAAAGACUCAGAUUCAGGUGUCUCAUUAGAACCUGCGACAAAUGUUUUCCGGUAUAAAGUUGAGAAUGGAUCAUCGGUUAUUUACCAUACAUGUGUGUGGUUGCUUUCGAAUGAAUGUGUGCUAAAAACGAUUAUAAACAAUCACGAUUUCAUUGAUAUUAUUCCAGGAAUGAUUCAAACUGUAUUCCCUCUUCAAUCUGUUCUAAUGUCAACGUUAGAAUGUUUCUAUAAUGAAACAUGUCUUUCGAAAAUUACGAAAUUAAUUGAUUUGACGGUAUCAUCAUCGAGAAACUUUUCGACACUUCGUUUAUCAUUAUUAACCGACAACGAAAGUCAAUAUGAUCAAAUCGAGAUAUUAGCAAAUAAACUUUUUAUUCAAUCAUGGUCAUGGACUAAUAAUAUUUCAUAUGAAUCUUACUUUAAUCAGUGUCAUCCGUUAACUUGUCAAUAUAGUUAUGAAAGUCGAUUUAGUCCUACUUACGUUAUCACGACCAUAGUUGGAUUUUCUACAAUUCUAAAAUUUCAUGCUGUAAUGAAUUAUAUAAGAAAGACGAUAAGUGAAUUCAAUCUUUUUCACGCGAUUCCACCAUCACAAGAUCCAAAAAUUCUUCGUCGAAAUCGUCGUUUAACACGAAUCUAUGUGGUUUUACUGAUUAUGUUCUUCUAUAUUCUCGCUGUUUAUACCGUGUUAGCACGAGAAACCACUUCUGUUAUUAUCGAAAAUCCAUCUGUGUCUAAAUAUUCAGAAUUAUCUAAUCAAUAUCAUCGGACACUGAAAUGUCCGUGCAGUAAUAUUGCAAUAAAAUAUGAGAAAUUCAUUACUAAACUAGAGCCUCAGUAUCAUCCAGUUUGCUCAAGCGCUUUGAUUACAACGGAGACAUAUAAUAUUACUUUGCCAGAAGGUGAUCGUCCUGGGCGAGAUUUUAACGAUGAUGUUGAACUUGGUUUUGACGAGAAUGAUUUUCGUCGUUGGAUUUUCGAACAAUUGAAGACAGUUCAAACAGAAGCAUUAAUUAGUGAAUUCAAAAGAGCAACAGCAAAUGAAUUCAAGCAAACAUUUGACUUAAUCCAAGUAACAAACUAUGCAAAUCAAUUAGCAACAGCACAAUCAUCUAAUUGGCAGUUUGUUUUCGAUACACACCCUGAUUCUUCUUCAUUAAGUCACUUAACCGUACCGAAAACGUAUAACGAUAAUAGUUGCUCAUGUGCAUUACAGUCGAAUUGCUCGACACUCAAUAGUUUUCCUUAUCGCAUAGCGAAUCAAUCGUUGAGACAAACUCUUCCAGGAUUUAGUUCUGGUUGUUUGUCUCUCAAUGCUCUCUUGCAGUCAAAUUUCGCUUGUUUCUACAAUAAAACAUGUUUAUAUCUUAUGCAAACAGCUUCGUAUCACUUGAAAUCUGUUCCUUUUCAAAUAUUCAAUGUCUCGUCAUUAUCAUCUCCAAAUCAGACGAUUGAAAACAUUCUUGGUCAACUUUUUGUUGAAGAAUGGAAAGAACAAGUAUCGUUUGGGCGAUAUUAUAACGCAUGUGCUCCUCAAUUUUGUCAAUAUUCUUAUUCAUCUAAAUUUAAUCAAGUUUAUUUUAUGACUACAAUACUAGCAGUAUUUGGUGGUUUGACAAAAGCAUUACAUUCCGCGGAAAAUCGUGUAAUACCACAAUCAGAUACGAACGUGAUUGAUGUAGAUGAUCAUGAUACUCCUGAAAUAGCUAUUUCAAAUCUACCAGUGACAACAGUAGAAAUCAAUACAAAUCUAAUACAAGAACAAAUCGAACCAUCAAAACAGGGAAUAAAACGAGCAAUUAUGAUAUGUGGAUGUUUGUUAGUUAUUGUUGGAAUAAUGAUCGUUUCAGUCAAGUGGUUUAAAAGUGCAAGCACCCAACAUAUUUUAACAACUGAAUCAACAACUUUGAUGGUGAACAUGGUGACAAAAGAAUCAACAACAAUAUCUACAGAAAGUUGUUACCUAACUUUGACAACUCAAUCUGAAACUUAUUCAAUUGGUCACGAUGCACAAUCACUUAUUCUUCGUGAUUUCAAUAAAGAUUCAUUCUUAGAUUUAGCUGUAGCAAAUUAUAAGAAUCAUACAAUUAGUAUUUUAUUGGGCAAUGGAAACGGAAAGUUUCGAGUACAAAAAGUCUAUUCAACAGAAGAUGAAUCUUAUCCAAUGGGAAUAACCAGUGGUGAUUUCAACAAUGAUACAUUUCUAGAUAUAGCGGUAGCAUUAUUGAAGCAAAACGAGAUCGCUAUUUUCUUUGGUGAUGGAUCAAACGGUUUAUUUGACACUAAGCCACACAUAGUCGCUGACAUGAGUCCCUAUACACUCAAUGCAAUCGAAGCUAGUGAUAUGAAUAGUGAUGGAUUGACUGAUUUAGUGAUUACCAAUCAUCGUGAUAAAUUACUCAAUCUCGAUCCUUUGGCUGUUUUAGGAAAUGAUGGUGAUGGACAUUCGUACUCAUAUUAUCCAAUCUCUCAGAACGCUAUUUCUAACUUCGAGUCUAUUGUUAUCGGUGACUUCAACAAUGAUGGAAAAGCAAAUGACAUUAUCGCAUACAGUUCCAAGAGUAUCUUAUCGAUUUUUUCUGACAUACAGUAUGAUAAUUAUCCGUUUGCAAGAUAUAAACAAGUCGAAAACAGAAUUUUUGGAAAACCACAACCAAUGAUUCGAGGUCGAUUUAAUGACGAUGAUUUCGAUGAUUUGGCGCUUGUUUCGCCUCAAUCUGAUACAUUAUAUGUUCUACUAGCGUAUGUAAAUGGAAAUUUUACUCAACAGAUUUAUCAUAGCCCGCAUAAUCCAGUAUCUGUUGCUACAAUUAAUUUCAAUAAUGAUUCAAUCGAUGAUUUAGCUGUAUUAAGUUGUAAUCAAACAAUAACAAUAUAUUUGGGAACAAAACUUGGCAUAUUUUAUGAAAACGAUAUCUCGUUUUAUGUUGGCAAAAACAGUACCGAUCAAUGUUUUCGAUCACUUCGAACAGCUGAUAUAAAUCAAGAUGGCAGAGAUGAUCUCGUUUUUAUUGAUGUCGGUUCACAAGCUAUCCGAGUUCUCUUAGGAACAAGCUGUAAGGAACAUAUUUAA